Molecule: messenger RNA, 2774 nt
Organism: Stegodyphus dumicola
Lineage: Eukaryota; Metazoa; Arthropoda; Arachnida; Araneae; Eresidae
Gene: Hacl
Product: 2-hydroxyacyl-CoA lyase
Biological process (GO): fatty acid alpha-oxidation
Cellular component (GO): peroxisome
Molecular function (GO): thiamine pyrophosphate binding; magnesium ion binding; catalytic activity
Source: RefSeq, a predicted model, not a curated record
AGCUCUUGCUGGGGCUGAUGUCGUAUUGAUGUUAGGUGCAAGGCUUAAUUGGAUUCUCCAUUUUGGAAGGCAACCUCGGUUCAGUGGUGAUGUAAAAUUUUUGCAGGUUGAUAUAAAAAUGGAAGAACUACACAAUAGUGUUCAAGCUACUGUAGGAAUUGUUGGUGAUAUAGGAGCUGUUGUUAAUCAGAUAUCAGAGGAAUUAAGUCAAAGACACUGGAUAUUUCCAACUAAUUCUAAAUGGUGGGAAGAACUAAAACAAAAGAAACUGCAAAAUGAACUUGCUGUGAAGGAAAUGAUUUCAGACAAAUCAACACCUCUCAAUUAUUAUGCUGCUUACCAUGAAAUACAAGCUUUAAUUCCAUUUGAUUCUAUUAUUGUAAAUGAGGGAGCUAAUACAAUGGAUAUUGGACGAACAAUGUUAUUGAAUGAAUUUCCUCGGCACAGGCUAGAUGCUGGUACAUUUGGUACUAUGGGUGUUGGCUUGGGAUUUGCUAUUGCAGCAGCUUUAUGGUGUCAGGAUUAUGCUCCAAGGAAGCGAGUAAUCUGUAUUCAAGGUGACAGUGCUUUUGGCUUUUCUGCCAUAGAAAUGGAAACAAUUAAUAGAUAUCAUCUUCCUGUAAUAAUAAUAAUUUUCAACAAUAAUGGAAUAUAUUCUGGACUUGAUGAAGACAGUUUUAAAAUGGUGGAAGAAGAUAGUGUGCACUUAGCUCUCAGCGUACCACCUACAACUCUUCUUCCUGCAGCAAAGUAUGAAAAAAUUUGUGACAUGUUUGGUGGAAAUGGAUUUUCAGUAAAUACUGUUGAGGAGCUGCAGAAUGCUUUGAAAAUCUCUCUAAAUACUAAAGAUAAGCCAUCUGUAAUAAAUAUUAGAAUUUCUCCAACUGCCCAAAGGAAGGCUCAAGAUUUCCCAUGGCUGACAAAAUCAAAAUUAUAAGUCUCAAAUAUCUUAUUAAGUCUCAUAAUAUCUUUUAUUGUAAAAUAAUUCACAGUCUAAGAGAUAAUUUUUUAUGUAUGUAUAUUUUUAUAUGAAGGAUUUUUUUGUCAAAUGUAUAUCUGUUAACUCUUUAAUAUUUUUAAUGUUUGUGUAUAUAUAUAAGUUUAUUAGUGCAAAUAUGAGAUUUUUAUGUGUACUUAAAAAACAUAUAUUUUUAAGCUUAAAUAACAAGUUUUAAAUUAAUGCUGAUAAGAGCAUUUUAUUUGUGUAUACUCUUAAAGUUAGAAAUCUUUCAUAUAUACUUUUGUAUGUAAUUUACAUGACUUCAGGGAAAGCUUCUGAGAAAUAUAAUGCAAAUUUUUUUUUUUAAAUACUUUCAGCAAUAUGCAUAGGGGCAGUUCUGAGAAAAAAGUAAGACUUAUAUAUGAUUCCCAUAGUAUUCAAUAUGAAUUAGUUGGUUAAAAAAGUGUUACUACCUUUAUUUUUCCAUUAUCAAAAUUCUUUGAAGUAUUCUUAGUAAAAGUUUUAACCAAAUGAGAAAAUUGGCCAACUGCAAAUUUAUUGAUAAAUGUUGAUAUAAUGAAAAAGAGGAAUUUCAUGAAAUGUCUUUAAUUUAAACUAGAAACAAACAUGAAAAUAAUGUCAUAAUCCUUCUGAAAUAUUUCUGAGAAUUUUACACAUAAAUGUUUGAAAUACUUCUAUUAUAACUAAUUACAGCAAGAUGAGUAUUUAAUUCCCUGAAAAUUUUACUUUCUAUGCAACAUAUAAAAAAAUUCUUUCUUCUAAACCCUCCCCUUCUUCAGUACCGGUAGUAUUUUCAUAAAGUUCUAGAUCAGUGGUAUCAUCCUUUUUAGUCCCCAUGCACCCCUUUUACCAUUGCUAGAUUAUUUCACCACUUCUUUUCCAAGCUAAAAAAUAUACAUGUAUUAAUUCAUUUACAUUUAGAUUAUUUCAUAACAUGUUUUAUAAAUUAAACAGCAAAAAGCAUAGAAAAUGUUCACAAAUACCAAAACUUGAAUAAAAGUUGUAUUUUAUAGUAAAAACUGAAUUCUAAGCAGACAAAUAAAAGGUUUACAAUAUUCCUCCUUGAAGCUAUGAAAUUCCUUCGUGGUUAAGAACUCUUGUUCUAGAUCAUCUUUAAGAGUGUAGUUUUAGCAUAUGUCUAAAAUUAGUGAUAAAGGAAGAUAUAACACGUUUUUUAAGAAAUAAUUUUCUGAUAUCUUUUGUUUAUAAAGGAGAUUGAAUACUAGUUUUUCUGUCUAAAAUUGUUAAUCUGUUUUAUUCAAUGUAUCCAAAUAAAGAAAAUCUCAGAGUUUACAAGUGUAUAAUGGCAACAUUAGUACUAUAAAAUAUAAAAUUUUACUUAAUUUAGAGUUGGUUAUGUUAUGUUUAAUUGCUAUAAAAUCUAUUAUGCAUCAAAUAGUUUCUUUUAAAAUUAGUAACCACCACAAUAUUUAUAGAUUGCAUUUAGUAAUUUUAAAAUGAUCUAACCAUUGUAAUUUUUUUAUUUAAAAGCUUCUUCAUUUCUCUUUCCUAACAACUUUUGGUUACAAAAAAUAAUUUUGCUGGUAAAUCUAAAAAUAUGUUUUACCUGCUUUAUGUUGUGAAUUAAUUUUGCAUUACAACUGGCUUUUAGCAUUUUCUUAUUUAAUCUCUAUUUGUUAUGCAUGGUGCUGACAUUUAUUCUAGUUAAUUAUAGUAAUAACUUAUAACCUGUUGCUAAUACAAAUACAUAUAAUGCCAUUACUUUUUUAUUUAUAUAUUAUUAUAUUGCAUCUUUUAAAUAAAUAUUUUUAUAACCACUUUAAAGUGGGAGAUUUUCAUCACAGUCAUUAAA